AUGGUCAACGGCGCCGCAGCAGUGUUGGAGCCCACGUUUACGGGAUACGUCGCGACGACACAAGAUGCCUUGAUCCUCUUUGAAGCGUGCCUCACGGGUGUUUUGCACCAUGUGCCCCGUCGACCGCACGACCGAGAACGAAGCCAUUUGGUCCGCAGCGGCAGCGUGUUCAUCUACGAAGAAAACUCGUCAGGAAUCAAGCGGUGGACGGACGGAGUGACAUGGAGUCCGAGUCGCAUUCUGGGCAACUUUCUGGUCUACCGUGAGCUGGAGAAGCCGUUCCCACCCGGUGAGAAGAAACGAGCGAUGAAGAAGGCGAAUCGACGACCUGUGCCUUCGACGAGACCCGGGGAGCCUUAUCCGCGACAGGAAGCCACUCCUUCGGCUUAUUCGCCGUCUUCGACCGCAUCGGGUCCGUAUGGAGACAGAUCACACCAGUCGGAGGUGGAGAGGGCGCUGGUCGGUUCCUUGGUGGAUUCGUACGGUUUCAAGGAUUCGGGGCUGGUGAAGAAGACUAUGAGUGUGACGGUGUCUGGUGUGACUCACCACCUGGUGUCGUAUUACAGCGUUGAGGAUGUGAUGCGAGGCGCGUUGAAUCCGCCUUCGAUGGUCGAGUCGUUGCGCUACAUCAGACCCCGUGCCGAACUGACCCAGAAGCAAAGCUUCCGCGCUCCGAUCGACGAUCUAGAGACGGCAGGUAUGGAGAACCCCAAUGAUCCGGCGCAUGCGAUCUACGGAUAUCGCCCGCAGUUGGUGGCUCCCCCAGGAUAUGCGAUGCCCAACCCUCACCCGGAGUUUUACCUCCACGCUUCGCCAUACGCUGCAACCCACCCCCCGCAGUCUGCGGCGAUUCCCGGAUACUCCAUGGCAGCUUCGAUUCCAGGCCAGCAAGCUCCCAAUCCCUAUCUCCCAGCCCCUGCUGCUCCGACACAGAUUCCUCAGAAGCCGGACGAGCCCCCGCACUUCAGAGCGCCGUACGGAAGCUUCGAUUCCCUCAGCCACCACUCUUUGUCCUCGUCGAUCCCUCCCGCCAUCAACACCGCCAUCCCCAGCUCGCUCAGUGACCGUAACCGGUCCCACUCGGAUCACAGCCCGUCGGCUUACCGCAACUCGUCGAUUUCCUCGCGCAGCGUUGCAACCGAUGCCACAUCCCCCAUGGACCCGUCCACUCCGGCUACAUUCUCGCGAGGCAGUUUCAGUCUGGCCACACCAUUGGAUGGAACGCCGCACCCACCGUUGGAGCAGCGUGGUGUUCCAGCCGCCUUUGAUCCCAGCAUCUCUCGCCGAGAAUCCAACCCGAUUCCCGCCUCCUACUACACCGGGAACGACAGACACCCGUACUACAUGGGAGCCACGGCCCCAGGAGCCCAUGUCACCUACCCAGGAGCUCAGCCUCUGUCGACAUGGACAACGGCCGCUCCGGCUCAGCCACAAAUAUAA
This is a messenger RNA of Aspergillus wentii DTO 134E9, 1440 nucleotides long. Its product is annotated as camp independent regulatory protein. The transcript has a single exon. Gene Ontology annotation, molecular function: DNA binding. The record is from RefSeq and is a predicted model, not a curated record. The coding region runs from base 1 to 1440 and encodes 479 amino acids. NCBI's taxonomy places the organism in Eukaryota, Fungi, Ascomycota, Eurotiomycetes, Eurotiales, Aspergillaceae.